This is a messenger RNA of Rosa chinensis, 819 nucleotides long. RefSeq lists its product as uncharacterized. The transcript is spliced from 2 exons. The record is from RefSeq and is a predicted model, not a curated record. Bases 1 to 819 code for a protein of 272 amino acids. NCBI's taxonomy places the organism in Eukaryota, Viridiplantae, Streptophyta, Magnoliopsida, Rosales, Rosaceae.
AUGGCUGAUCCUCUGGUUGCUAGGUGCCUUUACUCUGGCAAAGGUUAUAUGAUUCCUUUGAAUCAAUGCAUGAGCUACUCUGAGUUGUAUGAAGACAUUUUCCGCACAUUCCAGUUUUCCCCAACUGAUAUUGUUGAGCUUCAGUAUUCAGUUCCAAGUUGUGAAGUCUGUUUUCUGCGUAAUGAUCGUGAUUUCCAGAUGCUGUUUUGCUCUGCCAGAAUACAUAGGUUAGAGUGUGUCGAUAUUUCAGUUUUAAAGACUGGGGGAGGUUGUAGGAGAUACUGUUCGGUGGAUAGUGGUUCGGAAGUUAUUGAUGAAGAUGAUUAUUUGGGUGAUGCAUUCAGGACUGAAGUUCACAAGACGUAUUUGUCUGAUGAGUGGAGUUCUUAUAUUCAUAAUGUCGGGGAUAAGUUUCAUGGCGCUGCUGAGCUCCGUGAAAAGCUCAGGAAGUAUGCAAUUGCACUUGGUUUCGAGUUUGUAUUCCUGAGAAAUGAUUUGGACCGUAUUCAUGCAGUCUGUGCAAAUGUUGGAACUGAAGGUUGUGAUUGGCAUCUUCGUGCUUUUUCAUCAUCUGCCAAUGAUUAUAUUGAUAAGUACUUUCAUGUUGAUAUGUUCAAAAAGAGCUACAGUUUUCCUAUCCAGGAUUCUGCUUCUGAAUGUAUAUUACCUCCCCUUGCGAAGAGGCCCCCCGGGAGGCCUAGGGUGAAGCGGUUCAAGUCGGUUGGAGAGGUUGAAAAGAAGCUGAUUCGUUGUGGCCGUUGUGGCAAAAUGGGUACUCAUAACAAGUUGAGAUGCACUGAACCUCUCGUUCAGCAGUAG